Vollenhovia emeryi is the source of this 1949-nucleotide messenger RNA. RefSeq lists its product as uncharacterized. The transcript is spliced from 5 exons. The coding region runs from base 47 to 1696 and encodes 549 amino acids. The record is from RefSeq and is a predicted model, not a curated record. NCBI's taxonomy places the organism in Eukaryota, Metazoa, Arthropoda, Insecta, Hymenoptera, Formicidae. Gene Ontology annotation, molecular function: protein binding.
CACUGCGUCAAUUCCGCACGGCACAAUCGCAAACGAUUGUUACAAAAUGGCGGGCGACAAGAUUGUUGACUGCACGCAGAACGGUAACGGCGAGAAAAUAAGCGAGAAUGGUGACUUGAGUCUCAGUCUGAACCUGGAGGACGAUUUCGUCGAGUCGAUCGAAUACGUCCCCUGUCCCGAAUUUCAAUUCUCGACAACCGCAUGUUAUAUUUGUAAUGGAUAUUAUGGGCCGUGUUUCGAGGAGCCAGUCUGCGCGACAUGUCACGCAUUUCUAUUCCCAAAUGACGUUGAUCUGCUCCAGGUGCCAAUCUUCAGUGAGAAGACAGAUGACGAAGAUUCGGGAAACGACGAGCCAACUGAUCUGUACUACAAUCACGAGAGGAGAACUAGUCAACAGCAGCAAAAUUCUCCGCAGAGCGUCAACCCUAAUAUCCCAAGCGCACAACAGAACCCAUUCAAUCAUAACGUAAACGUUAACGCGAACGCGAACGUCUCGCGCAGGUGUUACGCGCUGUAUCAAAAUGCAACGCCUCAGUGCAACUACCACGUGCUCCAGAGCAAUUCGAGCGGCAAUCCCGUCGACACGUGCGUGCCAGCAUUUGCGCGUAACGCGCCGGCGCCGCGCGACGCGGAUCUCGAUCUGCAGAAUAUGCUUUGCCGAACGACGAUGGGCGACUGUCACCAGAACUGCGGCAACAGGAAUAAUCGAAACGCACAGGAUAGAGUGGAGGAGAAUGUACGGAGUAUGCCGGAGAUGUUUGCGCUCGGUCACGACGGUCAGAGCAACGAACCUGGGAACAACGCCGCGCAGUAUCAUUGGAAUUACAGGGUGUGCGAGGACGCGGGUGAACCGUCACGGCCGUACAAUCUGUCGGAGCGGCUGGAGAUCCUUUCGAAUCACAAACACAUCGAACACGAGCCCAUCAACGAGCCGGGUUUGGUGGAGAGAUUGCCGCCCGAGGUGCUGCUCGCCAUCUUCUCGCAUCUCGACGACAUCAGCCUGUGGUCGGCGGCGAAUGUCUGUCGACGAUGGUGCGGUCUACUGUCGACGCACGUCACGCAGUCACAGUGGGAGCAGCAUGUGAAAUUACGCUGGCCCCUGUACAAGCCUAUCGGUUGCGUCAGGAAUUGGUACAAGGUGUACGAUUACCUGGCCUCCUCGGCACCGUGCCGAACCUGCUUGGCGCAGACCUCCCUGCGAUCGAGGCCUCCCAGAAUGGAGGAGAACUCUUGGCGGAGGAACAGGCUACGCAGCGAGCUCAAGAGUCUAAGGCUCGAUCCACCUGAGGGCAUCGAAGCGAUGCCGCUUGAUCAAAUGUGCUGCCAUUGGCAAGCCACCAUCACAGGACCAGUGGGAAGUCCGUACGAGGGAGGAUUGUUUUAUCUAUACCUACAAGUACCAUUCAGUUAUCCCAUGUGUCCACCCGUAGUAAGGUUUCUAACGAAGAUACUUCACCCGAACGUGUCGAGACACGGGGACGUCGGCAUAGACUCGAUACAUCAUAAUUGGUCAUUAGCUCUCACGAUAUCUAAGGUCCUUAUCAGUGUACAAAGUCUGCUUACGGAUCCGUACUGCCAAGUGUGUAUGGAGCCAGAAUUGGGGGAUAUGUAUAUCAACGACCGCGAAAAGUUUGAGGAAGUGGCCAGGGCGUGGACGUGGAGGUACGCGAUGCACGAUGUCGUAACACCGCUCUAGUGCACAGGAAUGUAUAAAUCGCAAUUGAUCAGUGUAAUUAAUGUAUACUUACAUAUUAGCAUAUAGAUAUUAUAUAAGCUAUUUAAUAAAUUGAUAACGAGAUUUGUGAUACAUUGUGCUAAAAGGAAGCAGGGCAGAUCUACCGAGGACUGUGUAUUUAUAGAAAUUCUUUGUUAAUCGCGAUCGUGUACCAGCGAGAUCUAACUCGAACCUUUUUUACCCCAAAGUUCAUUAUAAAAUGUAUACAUUAACG